Messenger RNA from Funneliformis caledonium, 122 nucleotides. NCBI's taxonomy places the organism in Eukaryota, Fungi, Glomeromycota, Glomeromycetes, Glomerales, Glomeraceae. The record is from the annotation of a GenBank genome assembly.
CUAUAUUGUCAUUAAGACAGAAGGAGGUGCUUAUGUCAGAAGAUCUCCUUUACAAUGUGUCUGAUCAGGAUAAGAAUAAGUUGGUUAUUGUAGUUAGCGAAGCUCUGUGGAGCGGCCGUCAA